AACUUGUUCUAAGUAUAGUGUUGCAAAGCGUGAACAAAGCUACACAACAAGCAACAAUAUUUUUUCUAGUGAUUAAGCUACGUUGAUUGCACCUACAGCAACCAUAAGAAAAAGCACAAAAAGCCAACUUUUAUUCCCACCCGCAAAAUACGCGCCCUUUUUCCCACGUCUACCUGCUGCAUUUUCUCCACACAUGCAUAUCGUCUACAACAACAACAACAAUAAUAACAACUUGGUCGAUAUAUUUAAUUCGGAAUAUGUCGACGGACCGUUGACUUCCAAGAGGAUGAUAAUUGGCUCGUUUUCAAUGUUUCUGAUAUUUUCAUAUCUUAAGCUGCUCUACAUACUCGUGGCCAUCUAUUUGGCGCUGCACCACGUCUACUGAAACAGCCC
This is a messenger RNA of Drosophila hydei, 393 nucleotides long. RefSeq lists its product as uncharacterized. The record is from RefSeq and is a predicted model, not a curated record. The transcript is spliced from 2 exons. Bases 194 to 385 code for a protein of 63 amino acids. Lineage: Eukaryota; Metazoa; Arthropoda; Insecta; Diptera; Drosophilidae.